This is a messenger RNA of Cololabis saira (Pacific saury), 4917 nucleotides long. RefSeq names its product butyrophilin subfamily 1 member A1-like. The transcript has 6 exons. NCBI's taxonomy places the organism in Eukaryota, Metazoa, Chordata, Actinopteri, Beloniformes, Belonidae. The coding region runs from base 870 to 2036 and encodes 388 amino acids. The record is from RefSeq and is a predicted model, not a curated record.
CAGAGGACUCCAUAACCCGGAAGUAAGGUUUACAACGGAGUCCUAUGGAAGUGUGGCCACCAUGGAUAUAUUAUAAAACUAUGUUUUAUCCACUGCUCUCAUGGUUCGAACAGCAAUCAAUCAAAAUAAACUCUCAGAAGUUGUUCUCACUCUCUCAGCAGUAAGAUGAUAGGUGAAGACGCAAAUAUCUCUAGUUUGACAUGUGACUAUAAGUGGUUGUCUAGGAAAGGAUUUUUAUUUUACACCUCUGGGCACUUUUUGCAAAACCAAACCCCUCGAGGUCGGAGUACAACUUAAGACCCCGCAGAAGAAAGUUGGAUCACGACUUGGACGAGUUUGAAGCGAGCAUGCAACAAGUUCAAGAAGCUUUCCCAAAGCAGGGAUGGAUCCGUUCAUGGUUCUGCGUGUUUGUCACGUAUUGGCUUCACUCAGCUGGCACAGGGAGUUUCCUUUGAACUCGCUGCCUCCGGUGUUCUGCCGAUCCUUGCUACCUGCCGAGAAACGCUACUUUGUGGUUCUGCGCAUGCGCACAGUCGAUUUUCAAAGUUUGAUUGCCCUGCCCAUCAUUUCUUGCACCAUGUAUGAUGAUAUAUGGGAUGUUGAGUAUUUGAUCCUUCAAAAUACACAUAAAUACACAUAAUACACAUAAAAAAAUACACAUAAAAAAUACUCUGUCUCCAUGGUGUUUUGCUUCUUUUCCCCCUCCAGGAAAGGCCUCAGCAGAUGUCGGAGUACAAAUACCUGCUUUCUUGGGUGAAACUGUCCUCCUGCCCUGCAGCAUCCCUCCAAGUCAGGACCUCCCCACAGUGGAGUGGUCCAAGGAAGGUGUAUCUCCAAACACGGUGUUUGUCUACCGCGAUGGCUGUGAGAUGUUUGAACAAAAGAAUCCUGACUUCCGGUACAGAACAAGCCUCAUCAUGAACGAGCUGCAGAAUGGAAACCUCUCUCUGAGGGUGUCCAACCUCCAGCUGUCUGAUAAGGGGACUUACUUGUGCAAGAUCGUGCGAGGACAACAACCGGAGGUCCUUGCAAAGCUGGAACUAGACGUGGUUGCAGAUCUUGAUGAGAAGCUAGGUGCCGUGUCCGAGCCGAAGCUGACUGUGAUUCCAGAUGUCACUGGUUAUCUAACUGUCCAGUGUGGGGUGGAGGGCUGGCUCCCGGAGCCUGAAAUUACAUUUCUCGAUGACCAGGGGAACGACAUACAUGCCGAAAAGCCUGAACGAACUCCGCCCAACCUCACCAGGAAAGUGAGGAUACAGACGGCCCCCAACAGAGUGACCUGCAGAGUCCACCAGCAGUCGUUAAACCUGACCAGGGAUGCAGAGAUGUACAUUGCAGAAAACUGCGUGGGAUGGUUUGUAAAAACCAUAAUCGUCACCGUCAUAGUGACUCUGCUUGUAUCCGGACUAAUUUGCUGUCUUGUUUUAAAGAAACCGGUCUGCAAUGGGAUGGGGCAGAGAUCACCUGUGUCACAUGACUACAGUGGAUCAUGCAAGAUCCAGAUUGACGAUGUGGGAAAUGUAUCGUUGCUAGAUGAGUUUAAAACACUGAAGUCCACCCUGGAAGAUAAAGAGGAGGAAAUCCAUCGACUCAAUGCAAAACUGAACAACAAAGACAACAAAAUCCAUCAACUAGCUGCAAAACUGAAGGACAAAGACGAGGAAAUCCAUCAACUAGCUGCAAAACCAAACAACCUCAUAACCGGACAGAACAAUGUCUUCCAGAAGGAUCUGUCUGCAGAUGACACCAGAUCUUCAGUAGAUGCAAACGCAUCAGUUGAUCUAUCCUUUCAACACAAGCCAAGACCAGCUGCUGCAUCCACCGUCAGCCAGAACAACUUACCAAAAGACCAAAUACACGCCGUUCCUCGGCAGAACCCAGGUGUUUCAGGUUUGAGCUUGGACAGAACUAAUUUUCGAACUAGGAGCGUGUCCGACCCGGGUUCAAAACCUGCUCUGCGUCAACGUAGCUCUACCAUGUCACUCAUGGUCAGAAACCGCUACCAAGUUCUGGAAGAUUUAGGGGAAGAGUCCUAGGCUUCUGUAGCGACAACCAAAAUGGCACUUUAGCUUUAUGGAAAGGUUUCCUGUCACAGUAAUUCGGUUCAAUUGUACUUAAUUAAUCUCCAAAGUUUUUUUUUUGUUUUUUUCUCUUAACGACAGAAAAAAAGCACACUUUUAUUGGUUUAGUCCGUCACGAACUGAACCUAAGACGGUGUACUUCGGAUAACCGUUUUUGAUUUUAAGACUUUGUUUCAAUGAUCUGGAAGCGCACCAUCAAUUUGUCCAUGUCAGUAUGUUGCAAGGUCACCUGGAUUAUCAGCAAACCAGCAAAAUGGAAAUAAGUAUUGAAUAGGAGAUUUUCAACAAGAUCUGGGGCGGUUUCCAACUGAGUGUAAAGAAACUACAAUGAGAUUUUAGUGUCUCACAGUUCAGGGCCAUGAUCCAGAGGGAGAGUAGAAAGAAGAGUGGGAUAAGAUUGUUUAUACAAACAGCUGAAAUGAGUUUCCUCUGGAGCAGGGAUGGACAACUUCAAGCCUCGAGGGCGUUAGUCCUGCAUGUUCUCGUUGUUUCCCUGCAUCAACACACUUGAUUCAAAUGAACAGUUGGCACCAACUGUUGAUGACACAGAUACUUGUAUCAAGGUGUACUGAAGCAGGGUAGAAUCUAAAAUAUGCAGGACAGGGGGUGCCGAGGAUCAGGAUUAAGAAACACCGCAUUAAAGGCACUCUGUGCCAGUAUACCACUGCAGACCAUGUCACUAGAAAGUUUGCAUUGGCCAGUGGCAUAAGACACAAUAGGUGUGGUCCCAUGACCUUUUUACACUUCCAGGAGGUGGUUUUUCAGAUGAUUUGAUAAUCCACUUAUUUGCAAAAAUAGUAGCGGAAACGCUUUUUUGCCCAUUUCCACGUCUCUGGCAGCGCUGGAUGUGACAUAGCUGGCCACUCUAAAGUCAUCAAAAUGUAGUUUCCAGCUGUUUUCGGCCUCAUUAAUACGAUCCAGUUGUCCUGUAACACUACUUAAUCAUCACACAUUACGUAAAGGCUUUACCUCUGAAUGGUCAUCCGCUGCCUUCAUCAUCACGUUAGCAGCAAUCACAAUAACUAAAGAGGGUUCGGUCCAUAGUGGUCCCACAGCGUCCCUGGCAGGAAUUGAAUCCAGGACCUUCUAGCUGUGAGAUGAUUGCACUACCAGCUGCACCACCGUCUUACCUACCAGACUCUGGGACACAAAGCUUAAACUCGUCCCUUUUCUGAGGGCCUUUUGUAAAUAUUUGUUGCAUGUUUUAUUGCUGCUAAUUCUGGCUGCCUUAUCCUGUCUUCUACGCACUUUCUUGGGAGGGUUGUUUUUAUAUAGACAACACAUUAUUUUUAUUGUUAUCAUUGUUACCAUUACUUUUAUCAGAGAGGCAUCGAUUCUUCCUAUUUUCCUAUUGAAUCUUUUUGUUACUUUCUGGUUUUCAUUCUCCGCUGCUAUUUUCAGCAGUUUGCAAUAUUGUUUAGAAAAUUGUUAUUGUUUUAUCAUAAUCGUUAUACUGUACAAUCACAGUUCUCCUAUCGCUAGCAUUGUGGAUUUUAGUAGCUAAUUGCUGUGCUUUUCAGACUGUUUUUGAUUCACGGUGUUGUAAUCAGGAGCCUUCAGGUUGCUGUGAUGUUCCCUGAUGAAGUGAUGGAAAGUAGGAGCUGGAAACUUAAGCUGUAGCUCCACAUAUUUGGCACGCUGUUGGGAGGUUUAAUGCCUGUUGCACAAACCUUUUCUCUGUUGCCAAAAAUAGAUCUUACACUAACCACCAAUUCUGAGAAGAUUUAAUUUAAUUUAUUUUAAUUAAGCCAGACUGCCAGCCGAUUCGUGUUUUUAUUUAUCUGUGUGGCAGGACUGUGUUUUUUUUGUUCUUUUUUUAAUAUAUAUUUUAUCUAUUAUUAUUAUUAUUAUUAUUUAUUAUUAUUAUUUAUUAUUAUUAUUAUUAUAUUUAUUUAUUUUUCCCUCCCAUUUUAUCACCCAGUGCUUCUACCUAAGUCGGUCCUUGGCAUUUCACCCUCUACCAACCCUGGGAGAGCUCUCCUCCUUGACUUCAGGAGUGAGCAGGCCGCUUCUUUUCACCCACCAGGUGGGGCUUUCAUUGUCAACUGAGCCUUGCUUGAGCUUGGUCCUCGACAGCAGCACUCCUGCAUGUUUUAGUUGUUUCCCUGCAUCAACACACCUGAUUUUAUUAACGGCCGUCCCCACGGUCAUUUGUGACACCACGUGUAUUAGGGUGCGUUGAAGCAGGAAAACAUCCAAAACAUGCAGGACAGCAGCUCUUGAGGACCAGCGGUGCGUCUGAAAUGCCAUACUAAAAAGUAUACUUAAAUUCGGCACACUUUUGAGUAAAUAUCAGUAGUAUGCAUUAAUUAUUACGUACUAUUCAGAGCGCACACAGCACUUCCUGCCGUAGGGAGGAAGUGCUGUGUCACAGCAGCAGUAGCAGCUCCGCUCCGCUCUUUCCCGUUUAUUCUGGCCGAAACAAGAUGACAUUAUAUAAUAUUAUUAUAUACGAAUAUUAUAAUACUAAUGCUAUGUAAUAAUAUUAUUAUACUUAAUAUUAUACUUAUGACAUAUACGUAUCACUUAGCAACAAAACGUCGCUGCAUUGCAUUGUGGGAAGUUUAUGCUCUGCUAGUGUCCAUCAAUCCACACUAAUACAUUUCUCCAGAAUGAGUAUGGAUAGAGCAUACUAUUGAUUACAUUCUAAUGUUUCGGACGCACUAAAAAAAUCUCGCACUCAUUUUGCAUACUCAUUAGGGUGGAAGGAUGCGAUUUCGGACGCAGACCAGGAGUGAAAGCCACUGAUGUAAACUUUUUGUAAAUUAUUUGGUUAUUUGUAAAAUGUCCUUUUUUAUGUCACUUUUGCAUACAUAUUAAAGAUAUUUUACCAGAA